AGCUGCCAAAUAUAAAUUUAGUCUCAAUAACUUUAAACUUAAUUAUUGAUUUUUGCUUGUUUUUGAUUGAAUACUCAUGAAACAUUCUCUACAUUUGCGCUCAAGUUCAGUGUCAGUUCAAAUUAUGCUAGUAUUCUCGGAGUAAGUUUCCGUCAAGUGAAAACUUUUUCGUUUCGUUUCAAUACACAUAUUUGCUUUUUAACAUAUACGUUGUUUUACUGAGACCAUUCACAGCAAGCACGUUUUUUUUCAACUACUUCAAAAUGAGUAACGAUUCGUCCGCGAGUGAAACAACACCACUACGUCGGCCCGAAAAUCAAUUAAGUGAGGACGUAAGAAACAAUAUCGCCACAACGUCUCAACAUUCGCGCAAUCAAAACGUGGACAACGGGCUUCAAACAAAUAAAAAUCAUAACUUAAACGGUAAUAGUAUUAACAACAACAACAACAGUACCUCCCAAUUAAAAAUGGAAACAAAUAAAAGAAUACUGUAUCGAGUUGGCUUGGAUGUGCUGAUAUUAUUGUGCGAGGUUACUGAGAAGAGUUUGUCCAAUGGUUGGUUGAUAACUAGCGACAUUGGCUAUUUUGACGAAGAUGGGUUUUUACAUGUCUGUUCUCGUGAUAAUGACGUUUUUAAAUCACGGAAUUUUCAAAUCUAUCCACAACAAAUUGAAGAAGUGAUCAUGCAAGUGCCUGGGGUACUGGAAGUUUGUGUUUUCGGCAAACCAGAUCUUGUGACUACCAAUUUUAUUGCUUGUGCAGUUGUACGUACUAAUAAUAUAGAAGGAGAGCGCCUUACUGUAGCUAAGGUGGAGGAAUAUGUUGCAGAAAACAUGGCUGCAAUUUACCAAAUAAAGGGUGGUGUGUUCUUUUUAAAUGAAUUGCCCAAAACUGGAUCUGGCAAGGUCGAUAAACGUUUAAAAGAAUUGGAACACAAUUUGGAAAAACGAAAGGAAAAACUACGUUUUAUACUACAAUGUGAAAAUCUGCAAUAUAAUGAAGAGUUAGCAUUCUAUCUACAGGAACGUAUUAGGGAAAACUCAGAGAAGCGUCUAGAGUGGAUUGGUAUAAAGAAAAUUGAACGAGAAUUAGCUGAAGAGGAAUUCAAAAAGUCGAAGGAGAGACAGAGAGCAAUCGAAAAUUGUGAGGAAAUGAGACAUUGGCAAAGUAAACAAAAUAUAUUGGAAGUGAAAAGGGCACAACUUUAUCAAAUUGAAGAGAAGAAACUGUUGAGACAAAGACAAAAACAAAUUGAUGAAUUGUGGCAAAAGGCUAUUGAUAAACUAGAAAAUGAGAAGGUAAGUGUGUGCGUUAUUGUUACUGUGACCGGACACUGCACCAUCGAGUGGGAUGGGGAACUACAGCGUAUACACCAGAAGAAAUUACUUAAAAUAAUUGAAAAUACCAAUCAGGGAAUAAAUUUAAAUUCUGUUGAAGAAACAAAACAUAGAUAUAAAACAGAAAAGGAGUCACUGCAAUAUGAACUCGAAGAAGAUAAUUUACGUGCCCUUUGUUUCGAUAAAGCGUAUAAGGAGCGGGCCAAAAUUCUUACUGAAGAAAAGAAAUUGCAUCAAAAACGUUUAUUAGAGCAACAAAUAUUGGCAAAUCAAGAAAACUUAGAGCUUGAAAGAACCGACAAAAAAUCUGAAGAAAUUUGUAAUAUGGAUAGACUGCGAAAUGAGUUACGAAAAGAUUUAGAGCAGACAGGCAUCGAAAAGAUAAGAAAUCGUGAAUGGCAUAAAAAAUAUUUGGCUUAUACUUUGAAGCAGAAGGAAGAUAAAAAACAGAAAGAAGAAGAUUUUGAAAGGAAGCUUUUUGGAACUGGUUGUGUAUUACAACAGAGAUUAAAAACUCCAUACAACAGAAAUGUACGUUAAUCGAAAAUUAAAUAAUGAUUGUCAAGAUGUUUA
Molecule: messenger RNA, 1910 nt
Organism: Teleopsis dalmanni
Lineage: Eukaryota; Metazoa; Arthropoda; Insecta; Diptera; Diopsidae
Product: coiled-coil domain-containing protein 173-like
Exons: 10
Coding region: 264-1877 (537 amino acids)
Biological process (GO): long-chain fatty acid metabolic process; fatty-acyl-CoA biosynthetic process
Molecular function (GO): long-chain fatty acid-CoA ligase activity
Source: RefSeq, a predicted model, not a curated record